Dissoconium aciculare CBS 342.82 is the source of this 2212-nucleotide messenger RNA. Its product is annotated as FabD/lysophospholipase-like protein. Gene Ontology annotation, cellular component: membrane. Bases 1 to 2031 code for a protein of 676 amino acids. The record is from RefSeq and is a predicted model, not a curated record. Gene Ontology annotation, biological process: arachidonate metabolic process. The transcript has 3 exons. NCBI's taxonomy places the organism in Eukaryota, Fungi, Ascomycota, Dothideomycetes, Mycosphaerellales, Dissoconiaceae.
AUGUACAUCUUUGGAUAUUCUUGCCACGCCAUUCGUGGCACCGACAAGGUGGAUUCAAUCCCCCUCAACCCGUGGUCCUUCGUGCGAUCCACGCCGACACCAGCCGUGGACUCACCACAUACAAUCACCAUGACUGACCAUGAGGCCGACCGCCGGCGCACAUCCUUCGCUAUCGACACAAGCGUUUCUACUCUUCCAGUCCCGGCGUCCCCGUUCCCCGAUAUUUCAUACAACGAUGCCGCUUCCGGCGCGAGGCGAAACUCAAGUCGUGCACCACGUCGUGAGGAGACUCGCGAUUCGGAGAAAGCUGGCCGCGUUUGGGCACGAUCGGUAGAUGAUCCUUGGUGGCCAUGUAUACUAACAUGCGAUGGAGGUGGCAUUCGAGGGUAUAGCACUUUGCUGAUACUGCAGGCUUUGAUGCACGAAGUAUGGCUGUGGGAAAAGUACUACGACGAGCUUGAUGGGAUAGUGAUUGAAGCACGAGCAGACAGCCCAGCGCAAGCUUCCGGUGCAUCUUGGAGAGAAGAUCAAUCUGGGUUUGGUGAUGAUGAUGUCGACGAUCCUCGUGGCAGACCAGGGUCACGAAGAGCAAACGAAGAUGCAUCACAGCCUUUGCAAGCCAAUGGUGAUAUCAAUCCGGCCCCGCCGGCAGCCGCAUCGGAAAUCCUCCGCCGAGACAGUCUUACAGCACAACCGAGUAAGCGGUGGGCGCUCAAGGAAGAGGAGUUGCUCCCUUGUCAUUACUUCGAUUUCAUGUACGGCACAUCCACGGGUGGACUGAUUGCAACAAUACUCGGCCGUCUUCGCAUGACCGUCAGCGAAGGACUCGAACUCUAUCGCCAGGUGGGAAACGACCUCUUCGGCUCAAGGCGAAGUAAUAUUCCGCUCAUGACAAAGUACUACCACGAACCACUUGAGAAAGCUGUCCGCGCAGUGGUCGCAGCAAGGUCUACCGCGCCUGGUCAUUCCGACGGCAAUGAUCUCUACCCAUGGCCCGCAGGCACUCCUGGAGCUGCGGUGGACGAUGGUGAGACUACGCUUGACGUCGACGAACCAAGGAUCUGCCAUGCCGCUUGCCUUGCCGCAACACACGACGGUAACCUCACCGAAGCAUACCUUCUCCGCUCCUAUCCCUUGUACUACACUGCCGCAACACCCAAUUGGAUCACAAGGUACAACGAAGGUGCGGACGCCCUGCCCAUCUGGGUCGCCACGCGCGCAACUUCGGCUGCACCAUUCUACUUCGAAAUGGUCCGCGCCAAACUUCCUGGCUCGAAUGAGGAGAAGCUUUUCAAAGAUGGCGGUAUCCGCGAGAAUAACCCAUCUGGCGCUGCCUUCUCAGAAUUUCAUGCACUGUAUUCUGGAAAAGCGCCUCAUCCAGCCUUGCUGCUCAGUCUCGGUACCGGCCGGCCCAACCGCAGCCUGGACGGCUUUGCUCAGUCCACAGAUGGCCAUAUUACAACACUUCCGUCGCCAUUCCAUCGGUUACCAUUCAUUGCGAAGUUUCUUGAGAAUCUCGCCGUCUUCCAAAACGUCCUUAUCAAGUACACCGAAGGAGAGCAUCAACAUGUGGCCACAAGAAACGCUGCUCGGGGAGAAAACACAUGGUACAAACGCCUCAACGUGGAAGGCCUAGAAGGCAUGCCACUGGACGACUGGCGCAAGGGCGCCUACCCUCCGCCUGAACCGUCUUCCGAGACGCCAGAGGAGGACAGCGACAACGACAACGACGACGACCACAAAUCACACAAAACAUCCUCGCUUCGCCACAGUCGUUACUCCGAGAUCUCAACAACACAAGCAUCUCCCGUCAUCCCCGGCGGCGCCACCCUUUCAGAGAUGAAACUCGCAACCGACAAAUACCUCCACCGCGAAUAUGAUGCUCUCGUCGACAGCUACGCUCCGCCACAGAUCAUGCUGCGCCAGGCCGCGAGGAAGCUGGUCCUACAACGCCGUGCAAGGGAGAAGUUGGGUGGACCCCGAUGGGACGUCUUUGUGGGACGGAGGGGGACCGGUGACGCUGCGAGAUGAAAAUACCUUUCGCUUCGGCUUCGCCUUUGGAUAAAACCUUUUCACUAUUUUUAUAGAAUUGUUGAUAAUGUCGAUAUGAAAGUUCUUCUUCUUCACAAGGAUGAAUGGGAGGAUGAUGAAGCCCGGCUGGUCCGGACUGCUCAUCUUCGCGCUUGUACUUGUGAACAUCUUGUUCCUGUAU